UCUGCUACUACUGCGCAUGCACAAACGAACAAAAAUCAAAUUCAACAUGGCGGGUAAACACGGAGACGACGGAUUUCACGAAACGAUUUUGCAUGGCGAUUCUCAUGUGAUGGUUCUUUCAAACAUAUAGAACCAUUGGUUAAAGAAGCAAAGAAGUUAUGGCCACAGGCGACAUGGACCCUGCCCCAAUGACAAGAGAGGAAGCAAAGAGGAUACUUCGUAGGCUGGAACUUGAUGCUUAUUCUGCAAUUGUAACAGCGUUCCGAGCACAGGGUGAUGUUGACAAAUCAAAGAAAUCAAUCUUGAAUGAACUAUCAAACCACCUGAGUAUUUCUACAGAGCGUCACAGAGCUGAAGUCCGAAGAGUGGUAAAUGAUGACAGAUUAAAUGCUGUUGCUGAGUGCAUGCAUGGCACUGGGACCUCAGCAGAGUGGUCAAUUGAGGGACGGCGGCUAGUUUCGUUAAUGCCAAGACUGGUUCCACAAACUGUGUUUACAGCCAAGGCUAGUGCAGCAGCCAGUCAAGCUGUAGAGAGCAAUCAAAAGCUACCGUUGAAAACAGAAAUUGAAGUCUUGCCACUACCAACGAAGCCGAAGACUUUACCACCUAAACCUGAUCGCCAUGAUGGAAAGGAUGAGAAAACAAAAAUUAAUCUAUUGAAUGAUAACUUGGCAAGUAAGCAAGACGAUAAAACGAAAAAGAAAAAGAAACCCAACAUCUUAUACUCAAAACCAUCACCAAUAGCAUUAAAUAAAACUUUAACGAAUCCGUUUAAACCAUCGACAACUCCCUCUUCACUGAAACCUAUGAUUAAAAGCAAUUCGUUGAAAUAUUCUGCUAGUUAUUCCGUGUCGAGAGCAAGUACAUCAUUGUCAUCGCCUGUCAAAUACUCUCCUAAGCCGAUCAUUCUGCAGAGAAGUCCAACGAAAAGUCAUCCAAACCUUUCCAGACCCCCAAGUAUUCAGCUGCAGUCGCUUAGUUCAUCGAACGUAAACACACCCUUGACUUCAUUAAGUUCUGUUAGUGGUAGCAAGAGCGAGAGUUCACUUAAUUUAAUACAGUCACCUAUGAUUAAAGUUGUGAGUAACUCUUUACAAAACAACAUCAACUCGACCUCUGCAAUAAACACUUUACAUAGUGGUAGUAUAACACAAAAAAUCAAAUUUAAAACACCUUUACCCAAACCUAAAGUAAAGUCUACUAAAUUCAAACCUAUGGUGCCAUUACAGAGGUCUGGACUUUUAUCAUCGUCAUCACAGAACGCUGACAGCGUUGUACUUGGAAGCUCUUCAUCGGUAACUGUUGCUCCCAUGUCUCCAGGAAGGCCAGGCAGCACACAGGGUGUGUCAGUGAAAGUGGUACAGGUAGCAAAGUCUGGAGUAUCAUCCACUGUUUCUUCUUCUCUUCUGAGUAAUAAACCAGUGGUGGUUGUAUCAAGUAACAAGAAUCCAUCUCAAAGAGUGUUAGCAUUUAGUACGGUUGCAAAUUCAGUUAAUCACCAAAUCAAGAUGUCGUCCACAUCACUUGCAUCAUCUGUUACAUCUAGUGUACCAAAGGGUGCACUCACCUCAAAGUCCAUGCCUCUAGCAACAGGUUUCAAAAUGAUAGCUGUUACAACAGUUGUACCAGGUACGACUCAAGUGAAGACUGUUUAUAUUGCUACUCCAAUCAUGUCCCUAACAAAAACUGUAUCACAAACUACAGCUACCUCAAUAACAACGCCGGCCGCUCAGAGUGGAAAACAUGUACCAAGUUCUCUUGCAUCAAAUCUGCAGUCUGUAGUUGCUCGUUCUAUUAAUGCUGCAGUGUUAAAUCAAACUGGAAAGUCACUUAGCUUGCAUAAUCUUCCAUCAACAGCCAUCUCUACAUCAGCGGCCUCUUUAGCACUGUCAGGAAAACCUUUAAAUCUUAUGUCAAGUGCGAAAGGACUGGGCAGUUUAAAAACAACACUCUCGGGGGGCUCUCAAAGUCUAAAGUUAUUCACUGCUAUUACUAAAAAUCGAACUGCAUUGAAUGUUACAAAUACAAUGAAGACAGCACCGUUGUUGCCUAGCACAAGUUUGUUGUCGUCCAAUGUCGGUCAACAACGUGUUGGGAAUAUUCAAAUCAAAAGCACCGACAUCCCGUCACAGCGAAACGAUAAGCAGCAAGUCCUCAACGUCACGCAUGAAGUACCUCCAAAUAUGCUCACAAAUAACUUUUUAAACAUUGGUAGUGCGACCACGAACAGCUUAAAUGCAAACAAUUCAGAACAGGUCGGUGAUCCUGGCCUGCCAACAACGUUGACGUUGAAUGUAAAUAACUUUGAUGAGGAUGUUAGUAGUACGUUGAAUUUGCUUAACGAUAAUAACAUCACCACGGAACAAAUAACAGCAUCGGCUACUGCAGAAACAGAUGAUAUGGCUUUUCUUAACGCUGGUGAGAAGUUUUUAGAACAGUUAUCCGCCAAAAUGACUGCCACCUCUCCUGACAGUCUUACAAAAACAGAAAGUUUCAUCUUUCCAGCUAAUCUCUCGAUUGGCCUUGCGAACGAAGCUUUAAACCAAACGCACAGUGUUUACGAACUCUCGAAUGAGCACGGGAUAGAAACUCUUAGUGGUGUUCAGUUAAAACAGCCCGACGUGGUUACAAAGGAUACCAAUUACUUGAUUAACCAAAAGACCCCGGGCCUUCACAACAUUGGGUUGGUGACCCCGAAGUCGUCAAAUACUUUAAGUAAUAAUAUAUCGCUAGUUAACGCCAGAUUUAAUUUAGCUGCUAGCAAUCUGAACAAUGGUACCUACCCUCAAGUGAAAGGUACUUCAAACACCCUCUCUUCGAUGCCUGCUGUAAAUAAUCUAUCCGUUUCCAAGUCCAGUUUUCAAAAAGCUGAUAUUAAUCGAACUGUGUUGAAUUAUCCGAAUAUCACGAAAGUUGGCGGGAAAACAGAUGUACUGAACAUGCAUAGUGAUAACAGCUUAAACACUGUCGGUUUUAUCAAUGUUGGGAGUACGCUUACGAUUGACAACACUCCUUCAAAUAUGGGGCUAAAAUUGACAUCCCCACAGUUGUCAAAUAAACUACAAAUGUCUAUACCAGGCUCGUCCAAACUAAAUAUAUCACCGGUUCUUGUCAAUAAUGUCAAUUCUAACAGUAGUACGAACAAUGAACUUUUUACUCAGAUAUCCAAAACACCUGUGAAUAGCUUGAUCCCUUUCUCAACUAUAAAUAGUCGGCACACAAAUGUGUCGCCAAUCGAACCCACAAGAGUUUCGAUAGGAGCCAACUCACUUAACCAAACACUUAACGGACCAGAAGUCAACCAAAAUAUCGAAACUGUUAAUGGUAAAAAGAGAAAGUUAAGCGAGACGAGUAAACAUCCACCGCGCACGCAAGCCAGUUGGAUUAGAGGCGCGGCAAACUUGUUGGCACGCGUGUCUCGUUUUCGUGGGUCCAACAAACAAAAGGGUGAAAUGAAUGCAGCAUCCUGGUUUACUAAGCCUGUUGAUCAAAACGACGCGCCAGGUUAUUACCGAAUUAUCAAGAAUCCGAUGGAUUUCGGAAGAAUAAAACGAAAAUUGGAAGAUGGAGAAUAUGCAAGCUAUCCAAACUUUUACGAUGAUAUGAUGCUCAUAAAAAAUAACUGCUACAUAUACAAUCCGGAAGGUCACGUGACCAGAAAGGAUUGUGAUGACGUUUUUUCAUUCUUUGAAGUUGAGUACAGAAAAUUGUUAGAACGAUGGGAGAAGCACCACGUCUCACCACAGAAAAAACUAAAAAUUACUCCUGAAGAUGGUGUCGAUGUUUCCUGAUGAUUACAUGGAUAUUAUUUUGCUUCGACGCAAUGUUUUCACGCCCCUUAGUGUCACGAUGUGACGUCAACUUAAACGCCGUUACUUAUUGGCGACGUGUUCAUACGACGUAAGGAGCUGUUAAAAAAUACUGCCACUGAUAUGAACUUACCGAAUAAUAAAUUAUUGUGAUGUGCAUAUCUAAAUUUAAUGACGUCUCUCACUGUAUAUAUAAUGUAAAUUUUGUAAAAUAUGGAGACAGCGUAUCUUCCUUUUUUAGCAGGCUUAUGUUGUUUUGUUUUGUUGAUUUAGUUGCCGCAAAUCAAUCUCUCUGAUUUUAAAAUAAUACAAAUUCUCCUAUUUCAUUAAAUCUCUCAAUUUUAGUUGUUUUUUUUUCUGCGUAUACAGCUUAGUGCCUGCGGAGGAGAGCUUAUAUUUACAAAAUUGCGCAUCUCCAUCGUAUGGACUAUGUAUAUUUAUAUGUAAUAGUAAAAAACAGGAGUUCCGUA
This is a messenger RNA of Hydractinia symbiolongicarpus, 4279 nucleotides long. Its product is annotated as BRCA2-interacting transcriptional repressor EMSY-like. Gene Ontology annotation, molecular function: protein binding. NCBI's taxonomy places the organism in Eukaryota, Metazoa, Cnidaria, Hydrozoa, Anthoathecata, Hydractiniidae. The transcript is spliced from 13 exons. The record is from RefSeq and is a predicted model, not a curated record. Bases 159 to 3791 code for a protein of 1210 amino acids. Gene Ontology annotation, cellular component: nucleoplasm. Gene Ontology annotation, biological process: regulation of DNA-templated transcription.